Molecule: messenger RNA, 1162 nt
Organism: Copidosoma floridanum
Lineage: Eukaryota; Metazoa; Arthropoda; Insecta; Hymenoptera; Encyrtidae
Gene: Caper
Product: RNA-binding protein 39-like protein Caper
Biological process (GO): mRNA processing
Cellular component (GO): nucleus
Molecular function (GO): RNA binding
Source: RefSeq, a predicted model, not a curated record
AUGGCCAAAAUUUUGUUUGUAUCGUAUUUGGUAUGCAUCAGAGAGAGAGAGAGAGAGAGAGAGAGAGAGAGAGAGAGAGAGAGAGAGAGAGAGAGAGAGCGUGUCGAAAAAGAGAAACAAUAUGAGAGAAUCAACAGUGACAGACAAGCUAUCGCCGAGACUAGGAUAGCUUCAAGAAACAGGAGUUUGAUAGCUCUUGGCUUGUCUGGACAAAAGUUACUGGGAAUCCCUAUUGUUGUACAACACACUCAAGCAGAAAAAAAUCGAAUGGGUAACUCUAUGCCAAAUCUGAUGCCUAAAGGUCAAACUGGGCCAAUGAGAUUAUAUGUUGGAUCACUACAUUUUAAUAUCACUGAAGAUAUGCUGCGAGGUAUAUUUGAACCAUUUGGUAAGAUCGAAAGCAUACAGCUUAUUAUGGAUCCUGAAACUGGCCGAAGUAAAGGAUAUGGAUUUUUAACGUUUCGUAACGCUGAUGAUGCCAAAAAAGCUUUGGAACAGUUAAACGGAUUUGAAUUGGCUGGUAGGCCCAUGAAAGUGGGCAAUGUGACAGAGCGAACAGAUUUAUUGCAAAGCCCUUCAUUAUUAGAUAAUGAUGAAUUAGACCGUAGUGGAAUUGACCUUGGUGCCACAGGAAGAUUACAGUUAAUGUUUAAAUUAGCAGAAGGAACAGGACUUGAGAUUCCUGCUGCAGCUGCUAAUGCUUUAAAUAUUACUCCAGUGAUCACAAAUCCACAAACGGUAUCUCCAAGUGCUCCUCCUAUAGCUACACAAUGUUUCAUGCUUUCUAAUAUGUUUGAUCCUCAAAAUGAGUCUAAUAUAAGUUGGGUGAAAGAAAUACGAGAUGAUGUGAUAGAAGAGUGUAAUAAACAUGGAGGAGUGUUACACGUAUACGUCGACCAAGCUUCUCCUCAAGGAAACGUUUAUGUUAAAUGUCCAUCUAUUGCUACUGCUGUAGCAGCUGUCAACUCUCUGCACGGAAGAUGGUUUGCUGGUCGGGUGAUCACCGCUGCUUAUGUGCCUGUCGUUAAUUAUCAUUCACUCUUUCCUGAUGCUAUGUCAGCUACCCAACUUCUUAUUCCUAGUGCUCCUAGAAGAGGAAUUUAAUUACAUGGCUUUUUAUUAUUUUUGAUAAUACAAGAGUUGUUUUUUUACCUCAUGUCUU